This is a messenger RNA of Monascus purpureus, 2977 nucleotides long. NCBI's taxonomy places the organism in Eukaryota, Fungi, Ascomycota, Eurotiomycetes, Eurotiales, Aspergillaceae. The record is from the annotation of a GenBank genome assembly.
AAAACAGUUGAGGCUGGCUUGUUGGGCGCGUCACCUACCUUCGUUGCUUCUGUCUUGUGUGGUUCCGCAACGUGUCCUCGUCCAGUGUUGCGCCAUGCAGUACGUUAGGAGCAUCAGCGGCUCCGUUUCGAAGACAUGGAAUUCCAUCAACCCAGCAACCUUAAGCGGUGCCAUUGAUGUGAUUGUCAUUGAGCAGGAAGAUGGAACUCUCGCUUGCUCGCCGUUCCAUGUUCGAUUCGGAAAGUUCUCGCUGCUACGCCCGUACGAAAAGAAGGUACCCUCUUCACACUUUUGUCUAGGGGCUCUGGCAUUUAGCUAAGUUGUCCAGGUGGAGUUCAAAGUCAAUGGGGUUAAGCAAGACUAUGCGAUGAAACUGGGUGAGGGCGGAGAGGCUUUUUUUGUCUUCGAGACAGCGGAUGACAUUCCCGCUUCGUUGCAAACCUCGCCUUUGGUAUCUCCGACAGGAAGCCCAACACAGAGAAGCGAGGAGAAUCUUGCAUCGUCCCUCCAGGAGCUGGAAUAUUUAGAUCUCGACAGAAAUACUGGUGGUGUUAGCAAGGAUGACACAGGCAUGUCUCCAGCGAUAUCCAUACCGCUGAGGGGGUCCCGGUCGGCUGGUGAUCUAGGGGCCACUACUUCCUUGUCAUCACCGGGUAAUUCAAACGAAAGCAGCUCCUAUGGAAGCGAACCGGCGAGAUCUGACCAUGGACUGUCGGAAAGCGUGCCAUCGUCAAAAGUUUCUUCGAUAGGUGAUGGUGGAAUAGUGGAGGAUUCUCAUGGCGCAAGUGACUCUUCCCAUCGAAGGAAUCGCUCCCAAAGUCCCCCACAACUGUCUGCGCAAGAAGCCGUUUCCCGUGCAAUUUCACUCUCCAAGAAGCUGUCUAUAUCGAAUAUCCCAUCUCACGUCACUGAGACAGGAGAUCUGAUGCUUGACAUGACUGGCUACAAGAGCAACGAGGAUGAUGCACUCCGGGCGGAGAUAAUUGCGCGCAAGAUCCUCGCCGAGGAAUUGGAAGGCAACUACGAUAUUGGGGCUCUUAUUGGCGCUGACGAGCACGGUAAUCUGUGGAUCUACAGCAGCGAGGAAGCCAAGGAGGCUGCCAGCCGCAAGGCCACCCUCGACUCGCUGAGGGCGAAACCUGCCGUGAGCGACGACACGGUCUCAGAUCCUGGAUAUCACAGUGAAGGUGAAACAACCGUCUCUGACUCUCCGCUAAUGGCAACAAGGCACUACCGUGCUAAGUCUGAUCUUCAGACUGGAUUUCCAACUCCACCGCAGUCGCCGAUGCAAGGCUCCCCUGCAUGGGAACCGAAUCGCAACUACGCGAAGACGUUACGUCUGACUAGCGAUCAACUGAAAGCGUUAAAUCUAAGAGCAGGCGCCAAUCCUAUGUCAUUCAGCGUUAACAAGGCUACUUGUACUGCCACCAUGUACCUGUGGCGUGGUGAUACUCCCAUUGUCAUCUCUGACAUUGAUGGUACUAUCACAAAAUCUGAUGCGCUAGGACAUGUCUUGAAUAUGAUCGGACGCGAUUGGACGCAUGCUGGAGUGGCAAAAUUAUAUUCUGAUAUCGUGAAUAAUGGCUAUAAUAUCAUGUAUCUCACGAGCAGAUCCGUCGGACAGGCAGACACAACCCGGGCCUACCUCUAUGGCGUCUGCCAGGACGGUUAUAGGUUGCCCAAAGGACCAGUUAUCAUGAGUCCCGACAGGACAAUGGCGGCGCUCAGACGCGAAAUCUAUCUAAGAAAACCUGAGGUCUUCAAGAUGGCGUGUCUUCGCGACAUUCUUGGGCUCUUCGCAGGGAAGGAGAACCCAUUUUACGCAGGAUUCGGAAAUCGGCUUACGGACGCAUUGAGCUAUCGAUCCGUCAACAUACCCUCGGCCAGAAUCUUCACGAUCAAUUCUAAUGCGGAGGUAUCUUUGGACCUUCUUAGCCUGACCAAAUACAAGAGUAGCUAUGUUUCCAUGAGGGAACUAGUUGACCAUUUCUUCCCCCCUGUCAAGCUCCUUGUCCAGCCAGGAGGAGAGGAAUUCACCGACUUCACCUAUUGGAGAGACACACCAAAGGAUCUUGAGAACUUCUCGACUACAGAUAGCGAAGAGGAAGAAGAUGAGGAAGAGGAAGAAGACGAAGAAGAGGAUGAUGACCUGGACGCCGAACUCAGUGACGAAGAAGCUAGUGAUUUUGAUGACAAUGACGAUGAGGAUGCACGUGAAGGUGAAGACCUUGGUGCGAGCUACUUUUCACAAGGCUCUGUAGAUACAAACCUUGCAGGCUCCAUUCUUGAAUCCGUUGUGGACGACCAAGGUAUCGAUUCAGAGGAAGUGGGAGGUGGGGAUGGUGAAAGAGGCUCUCAGACCGGGCAGCCGAAACCGUCUUCUUCAUCACGCUUGCUUCGUUCGAGUACAGCCUGAGUUCGACUGCAAUCUCCACAUUCGCAAGUUUAUUGAGGCAUUUGCGCCUCCAGUCUGCCAUUUCCAGUUACUGGUCUCUUGGCGACCAGGUUGGAUUCAUAUACCCCUUGAUCUUUAGCAUGCUUUUGCAGUGAUUCGCAGUACAUUUGGCACAAUUCGGUGGCUUUAGCCCAACAUACCAGCAUAGAAUUAUAGGCGUCUAUACUGGCCAUGAACGUGGCCCAUCUUUUGUUCACUUCUGGUUGCAUAAUGGCGUUUAUCUGCAUGUUAUAAGAGAGGGAGAUGCAUAAUGCAUAAUACAUGAGAUAGUUUGAUUCUCCUCGGGCGUGUGGCAUUCAGGGAAACUCCUCUUUUUUUUAUUGUUUUUGGUUUAGGAAAGGUGCUCAAGAAUGUUGGACACACAGUUCGUAUAUAGUCGUGUUUAUCUUCCAGCGGGAUUGGAAUUGGGAUGAGCGUUCGGGUUGUUGGUAGCUCUUUGAAUGUGACUGGAUUUCUUCAUUUAAACGGACAUGAGAUCUUGCAAGUUCAGUUAUAUUCUGGUAGUAACAAAGAGAACCGUCG